This is a messenger RNA of Ornithodoros turicata, 1545 nucleotides long. RefSeq lists its product as uncharacterized. NCBI's taxonomy places the organism in Eukaryota, Metazoa, Arthropoda, Arachnida, Ixodida, Argasidae. The coding region runs from base 1 to 1545 and encodes 514 amino acids. The transcript has 3 exons. The record is from RefSeq and is a predicted model, not a curated record.
AUGGAAACUCCGUGUGCUGAACACGGAUCCCUUCGCAGCGAAUGCCGCUGUGGUGUUUACAGCUUACACAAGUUCCCCUGUGAUCCCGAUCUUCGGCUGCAGUGGACGGCAUCGAUUCGAAGGAAGGACUUCGUCGUGACGAAGAAUUCAAGGGUAUGCUCCGUGCAUUUCGUCGAUGGCCGGCCCACAAAGCUCAAUCCAACGCCUAUGCUGUCCAUGGGAUACCAGAAAAAGGUUACGCAGGGUCGAAGGGAGAUAACGAAGCACCCAUUGCCAAGCUCUUCAAGGUGCGUGGAUGGAGAAAAUGACAGCAUCGUUGAAGUAGGCACAAGUGACACCGAAUACAAACAGCCUGAAGCAAUGCAGCUCGGUGAAGAAACGAACGUGAAGCUCAGUAUCAUCACGUUAGUGGAAGCAGCACACAACCUGGAGAAGUUUCGCGCUCCUGCAUCGCAGUGCCUUGCUACAACGGUGCCAGUAGCACAAGACACACCUCUGGCAUCGAACAAAGCUGUGCAGACAAUGGACCCAAUGGACUCUGUUCGAAUAGAUCAUUCGUAUCACAAGAAAGGCAUCGAGAUGACCUCAGUUGAAACUCAAACCGUGGCAUCAUCCGUGUCUGUUUACCAAGGACUAACAGAGUCUGACUGUCACUUCUACACGGGCAUCAGUUUGGAGGCUUUUACAAACCUUGUGACAGCAGUGGAAUCUUUACAUCAUCCGCCAUGCUCAAUGUGCACUGCAGAUCAGGUGCUGCUGACCCUCAUGAGGCUACGCCUUGGCCUCCUAUAUGAUGACUUGACACGGCGUUUCAGCAUUUCCCGACCUCAGUGUGGAAAGAUAUUCCGCUACAUGGUUGUUGUUCUUGGUCGGAUCCUCAGCGAGGUCAUUGUGUGGUUACCGAGAGAGACCAUACAAGCAAACAUGCCUGUUCAAUUCAUUGAAGGCGGCUACCAGGGCACUACAUGCAUUAUUGAUUGUAGCGAGGUCUACAUGCAGAGACCGAAAGUUUUAUAUUCUAGAGGACAGACAUUCAGUCAUUAUAAGCAUUGCAAUACCAUGAAGUUCCUAAUUGCUGUUGCACCAGACGGAUACAUAAUGUUUGUGUCAGGGGCCUAUGGAGGGCGUGCAUCCGACAAAUUUAUUGUUGAGGAUUCUGACUUUUGUGCCUACUUGUCGCCCUAUGACGAGAUCAUGGCUGACAGGGGAUUUGGCUUAACGGAAGACAUGAAAGUCAAGGGAGUGAAGUUGAACGUUCCAGCAUUUUGUCGUGGAAAGAGCCAAUUCUCUGAAGAGGAGGCGACACGAUCUCGACGGAUUUCGACGUUGAGGAUUCAUGUGGAACGGGCCAUAAAUCGCAUCAAAACAUACAGAAUCUUUAAGCAGCCCUUACCGAUACACCACAAGAAGCUGAUGAACAGCAUUCUCAUGGCAUGUGCAGGACUUUGCAACCUCAAGGGGCCUUUAAUCGCUGACCGGCAUGCACCUGAAGAGGAAGAAGAAAGAAGUGGGGACGAGCUUGAGGAGGACAUGUGUUUAUUCUAA